AGCCCAGUUUGGUCACAUUUUCUUGGCGUCGGCUUUGAAUUUCUCGCUCCCACGAUUUUUCAAAAAAUACUUAUAAAAUGAGUUUUUUAAGUAAUAGCGGCACGGUUCACGUGGAAGUUCGCCUCAAAUGGAAAGAUAUACACUUUGCGACAAUUCGCGCCGAUUUGGAGAAGGCCUUGAACUCCUACUUUCAAUCGGCCGCACAUCUGCCAAUGAAUGUGGCCUUCGUGCCCGAGUUGCCUCAAGAUCUGGCCUCAUUGGUGGGAUCCGUGCUGCUGGAGCGCGACAAUGGCGACGGGCGGCCGUUGCAGGCCACUGGGACCAAAUUCCGCUUUCAUUUCUAUGACCCAAAGCCGACGGAGGCGAGCUUGGGCUCCGGAAUCCUGGAUGUAAGCGGCAGUGGAGACGCAGAUGGAACCGCUGGCGUCAUGGCCGCCAGUCAUGUCCUCCUGCCCGCCAACCAGCUUGUGGGUCUGUGGGAGAACCUCAUCUACGAGGUCGGAUUGAAGGAGAAGCUCCUGAAGUUCGCCAUGUCGGCCCUGACUUUCUCACAGCACCGCGUGGACAUCAAUGUGAUUGCCUGCAACCGGCUGCUGCUGCUCCAUGGACCACCUGGAACCGGAAAGACGAGUAUGUGCCGGGCCCUGGCCCAGAAGCUGGCCAUUCGUACCCAGGGAAGCUAUGCGUACACCCACCUGGUGGAGAUUAACAGCCACAGCCUGUUCUCCAAGUGGUUCUCGGAGAGCGGCAAGCUGGUGGCGCGCCUAUUCGGAAAAAUCAGUGAGCUGGUUGCGGACCCCAAAAAUCUAGUUUGCGUGCUGAUUGACGAAGUGGAGUCGCUGGCCUACGCCAGGAGCGCCAUGUCCAGUACUGAACCCAAGGAUGCCAUGCGUGUGGUGAACGCGGUGCUGACCCAGUUGGACGACAUCAAGACCUGUCCCAACGUGCUCAUCCUAGCCACCUCCAACCUGGCGCAGAGCAUUGAUAUGGCCUUACUGGACCGCGCCGAUAUCCGUCAAUACAUUGGGUACCCGGACAUGGCUGCCAUUCGGGCCAUUUACAAGACAAUGCUGGCCGAGCUCAUGUCGGCUGGAAUGGUGCAACGUGAGGCUUUGGAGACGGAGGACGCCGAGGAGGGGCUGCUGACCCAAUUGGCGCUGCAGAGCGUCGGGCUUAGUGGCCGCAGGCUGCGGAAGCUGCCUCUUCUGGCCCAUGCCCAGUACACUAGCAGCGAUCUCUUCGAGGUGGAUCAGAAGAUCAGCCUGUCGGACUUCCUGGACGCCAUGAUGAUGGCCUUGGAACAGCAUUUGAGCGAGCAGCGACUGCUGAAACUGGAGUCCUUGGAGGAAAUCUGAAAAAAAACUGCCAAGCAGACAUGAACAAAAAAAUGAACUUUCUACACCUACACUCUAUGUCCAUCAAAUGCGAUACAUUGUAAACUUCAAUUUGCUGCUAUGAAAAACAAUCCGAGGCUGAGGCACGGGUCCAAUCCCCA
Drosophila elegans is the source of this 1495-nucleotide messenger RNA. RefSeq names its product pachytene checkpoint protein 2 homolog (gene pch2). Gene Ontology annotation, cellular component: chromosome; nucleus. The coding region runs from base 78 to 1355 and encodes 425 amino acids. Lineage: Eukaryota; Metazoa; Arthropoda; Insecta; Diptera; Drosophilidae. The record is from RefSeq and is a predicted model, not a curated record. Gene Ontology annotation, molecular function: ATP binding; ATP hydrolysis activity. Gene Ontology annotation, biological process: meiotic recombination checkpoint signaling; reciprocal meiotic recombination. The transcript is spliced from 3 exons.